Molecule: messenger RNA, 7210 nt
Organism: Mastomys coucha (southern multimammate mouse)
Lineage: Eukaryota; Metazoa; Chordata; Mammalia; Rodentia; Muridae
Gene: Arhgef40
Product: Rho guanine nucleotide exchange factor 40
Exons: 25
Coding region: 2155-6741 (1528 amino acids)
Molecular function (GO): guanyl-nucleotide exchange factor activity
Source: RefSeq, a predicted model, not a curated record
GUGUCCCCUUCGGCCUUCGUGCAGCCCGCUCCGGGCCCCCAGCCCCGUGCCUCCUGUGCCCGCCUAGCGCUGCUCAGCGCCUCGGAGACUCUCCACCCUCCCAUCCCCCCCCUUCUUUUCUUCGAGCUGCCGUCCUGCAGCCUGCUCGGUCCCCACCGAGUACUGCCGUGACCCCUUUCUUUCUUCUGUGCCACCUCCCCAUCCUUCGAUGGUCUUUGCACACUUCCCACCCCCGGUGUUCUCGGUCCUGCCCAGUCCUCUUUUGCUGAGUUUUCCCUCCCCCUCGCUCUCCCAGCUUUUCACUCCUGGAGACCCUCUGCGAGUUGGUCUGGCGGCAGCCCUGGAAAGGGCACUGUCCUGGGUCAUGAGAACUGACCUGCCAGGAACCACCAUUUUCCAUCCCUGUCCCCAAACCCGGUGAGAUGGGCCCACCCAUCCGGCCCUGAGGGACUAGCCACAGCUGUGGCUGGGCCAGGGCCAAAGGGCAUGUCCAAAGGGAAAUUCCCUCACAGAAAGGGGGCUGUUUGAGGGUGGGUAGGGGGUGUUCCGCAGUACCAAUGGGCGCGAUGUUACCAGAGCCAAAACCAUAGUUUUGGGGGGGCAAAGUUCCCCAAGGCUUACGCAGCUGCAGGGAACUAAAGCCUGCCUCGGAGCACUACCGCUGCAGGGAGGGAGCUGGACGGAAUACUGUGCACCAAGCAGAGGCUCCGAGAGCAGCAAGUCAGGGUACCAGAAGCCCAGGUCAACGGGAGUGAACACUAAGCCGGGAACUUUCCGGCCAGAAGUACUCUGAAGUACUACGGCGAGGGCGCCCACUGCCCAGGCGGGUGCAGCCUAUAAUGCUCAUUGCAGAGUGGAGGAGGGAGAGAGGCUCUGCCAGGGCAAUGUCUACGGAGAGCCUGGGAAGCAUCACCCUGCUCAAAGGGUUGGAGCAAGACAGGAACUAGGCCAGUAAGAGCUGACUCAGUCUCGCUCGUCUUUUGGUCCCAGCCGACCAGAGAGGCCUGGUGUCUUGGGCUCCUGCCCACCACCGCCUGCUCCAGACCCCUCCUCCCCUCCUGCCGAGGCCGUUUCCUGUGGCUGCGACUCUUGUUCAGCCAUGAGCUCACCGCCCCUAAUGGGUUGCAGCUGCUUCGCUGCUCAAGCAGUAGCUCCCCGGAUCCUAACUUCAGAGCUCGGGCCCACUCAACCUCACCCCUACCCUUCUUGCCACCCACGUACACAGUCCUGAGAACACUGAGGGUCUGUCUGCUCGCCCACAACUUGGAGCCAAGUUUGUGCUCUGAUAACACAGAAUGCUAGUCUCUGGGGUGUCUGAAUGCUCUAAUCUUCCCAAACAGCCGGGAUUAGGCAACCCUGGCUGGAGAGAUUUCAGAGUAAAAUAAGUAAUUUUUGUCUUGGGGUGGAAACAGGACCGUCUGCAGUGGGUAAAGAGAAGUGGAGAUGAAUACUGCAGAAUACUUUCCUCAUUUACAACAAAGACAUCUGAUAAAAGGAACUAAAAAAGCCAUCUUGAGAGAGAUAUGGACUUGCAAAGAAGUGGACCCCAGAGCUGUUGUUUAGGCAGCGAGGUGAAGAAAGGAAGCCCACUUAGGGAGGUGGUCAGAAUGGGACAGGGCUUAGUCUUUGAGACAGGUUAUCAGAGAGAACCCUCUGGGUUAGAAAAAAAAAAAACUAACUGGAAUACAUAGCAUCAGACCACCUUCUCUCUUCUCCAAGAAUUUUGGGUACGUCUUUAUCUUCUUUCAAAUGGCUCCACCCAGUUCAUUGUGGCCAAUCCCACAGGUUCUGGGAAUUGAAGAAAGGGAUGCUAUAAAGACCUGAGAUAGCCACAGUCUUCUCGUCUUCUUUCUUCCCACCUAUCAACCAACUAUCUCUAGGAUGCAGUGGGCAUACCUCCACUUACAAUAAAGGUAUCUGGAAGAUGAACUCGGAAGAAUCCAUUGGCAAGAUGGCUGUGUAGAAACCCCAUACCCCACCCCGGACACCAGAAUUCUUAAGCAUCAGAUGGGUCCAGUGACCUCGCCUGUCUCUUUUCUCCUGAGGUGCAAUCACCUCAAUUCACAAGUGCCUGGAACAGUCCUGACCAGAGUCAUUUAUAACAAAUUCUCCCUGGAUCACCAAAGCCAAGGUCUCAAAGCUUAAACUGAAGCUAUGGAGCCUGAACCAGUGGAGGACUGUGUGCAGAGCACGCUUGCUGCCUUGUACCCGCCCUUUGAAGCCACAGCCCCAACCCUGUUGGGCCAGGUGUUCCAGGUGGUGGAGAGGACGUACCAGGAGGAUGCGCUGAGGUACACGCUGGACUUCCUGGUACCUGCUAAACACCUGCUUGCCAAGGUCCAGCAGGAAGCCUGUGCCCAGUAUAGUGGAUUCCUCUUCUUCCACGAGGGCUGGCCACUCUGCUUGCAUGAGCAGGUGGUAGUGCAGCUCGCAGCCCUACCCUGGCAGCUGCUGCGCCCUGGAGACUUCUACCUACAGGUCGUGCCUUCAGCAGCCCAGGCACCCCGGCUGACACUGAAAUGCCUGGCCCCGGGAGGUGGGCGGGUACAGGAGCUCCCAGUGCCCAGUGAAGCCUGGGCCUACCUAUUCACACCUGAGUGGCUACAAGGCAUUAACAAGGACCGGCCGACAGGGCGCCUCAGCACCUGCCUUCUGUCUGCACCCUCCGGAAUUCAGCGGCUGCCCUGGGCUGAGCUUGUCUGCCCAAGAUUUGUGCACAAAGAGGGCCUCAUGGUGGGACAUCAGCCAAGCACAUUGCCUCCAGAACUGCCCUCUGGACCUCCAGGCCUUCCUAGCUCUCCACUCCCCGAGGAAGUACUUGGUACCCGGAGUCCUGGGGACGGACACAAUGCCCCUGCAGAAGGUCCAGAGGGUGAAUAUGUGGAGUUGUUGGAGGUGACACUGCCUGUGAGGGGAAGCCCCAUAGACGCUGAGGCCUCAGGCCUCUCCCGGACCCGCACAGUACCGGCACGUAAGAGCACUGGAGGGAAGGGCCGGCACCGGAGACACAGGGCGUGGAUGAAUCAGAAAGGCCUGGGGUCUCGGGAUCAGGAUGGGGCACGCCCGCCUGGUGAGGGCAGUAGCACUGGAGCCUCUUCUGACUCCCCUUCAGGGGCUGAGGCAGACCCAGAUGCCGCAGUUCUCCAAGCACCUGAGCCCCCGGCAGAGGCUCUGGGGGAAGCCUCUGAAUCCUGCCUCCUGUCAGGGGAGGCUGUGGGAGGAGUGGGCCACGGGGCUGAAGGACCACCUGGAACCCCUCGAAGAGCCGGCAAAGGAAACAGAAGAAAGAAGCGAGCUGCGGGCAGAGGUGCUGGAAGCCGGGGAGGGGAGAGUGCCCCACUCAACCCCAGGGACAAAGAAGAGACCAGACAGCAGGAAGUCCUUGUCAGUCUGCCCUCACCCAGUGAACAGGAACCUGCAGAACGCAGCCUGCUUAAGGAGAAAGAGGAUUCUGGGAAGCCAGAGUCUGAAUCAAAAGAGGAACUCAAGCCAGCAGACGGAAAGGAGCCUGCACCCCCAGAAGACUGUGAGCCUCCAGAAGAGGGGAUCAGAGAGAGUGAGAAAGAGGAGUUGACCCCGGAGUGUACCGCAGGAUCCGCAGGUCCAGAGUGGUUCCCAUCUGAGCCCUCAGCACAGCCCCUGGAGACUGUGCAGGACGUAAAAGGAGACAGCCUCCCGGAAGAAACUCCCCCAGUUUCUGUUUUGGAUGACCCAGUUGUAGCUUGGGACUUGAUGGCAUCUGGAUUCUUCGUUCUGACUGGAGGGGUAGAUCAGACUGGGAGAGCUCUGCUGACGAUCACACCUCCACCUCCGUGCCUUCCUGAGGAGCCCUCACCCUCCCAAGAGACACUGAGCACUGCUCUUCGUUACCUCCACUCGCUGCUUAGGCCUGAUCUGCAAUUAUUGGGGCUGACCAUCCUCCUGGACCUUCGCAAAGCACCCCCACUGCCUCCAGCACUUCUUCCUGCCUUGAGUCAGCUUCAGGACUCGGGCGAGCCUCCACUCAUUCAGCGGCUGGUGAUCCUCAUUCAUGAAGACCCUCCAGCUGAAGUCUGUGAAUUUCAGGGAGCUGAGUUGCUGUCAGAGAAGGAUAUGAAAAGAGUGGCCAAGCCAGAGGAGCUACAGUGGGACUUAGGAGGUCACAGGGACCUCUCCCCCAACCACUGGGCAGAGAUACAUCAGGAAGUGGCAAGGCUGUGCACCUUGUGCCAAGGUGUGCUGACCUCCGUACGGCAGGCCAUUGAGGAGCUAGAGGGAACAGCAGAACCCAAAGAAGAGGAGACCGUGGGAAUGCCUGAGCCCCUGCAAAAGGUGCUGGCGGAUCCUCGGCUGACAGCACUACAGAGGAACGGCGGAGCCAUCCUGAUGCGCCUGCGCUCCACCCAUAGCAGCAAGCUAGAGGGCCCAGGCCCAGCUGUGCUAUACCAGGAAGUAGAUGAGGCCAUUCACCAACUUGUGCGUCUGUCCAACCUACGAGUUCAGCAGCAGGAACAACGCCAACGCCUGCGCCAAGUCCAGCAGGUGUUGCAGUGGCUGUCUGGCCCAGGGGAAGAGCAGCUGGCUAGCUUCGCCGUGCCUGGAAACUCACUGUCAGUCUUGCAAGAGACAGAACUUCGAUUCAGGGCUUUUAGCACUGAAGUACAGGAGCGCCUCGUCCAAGCCCGGGAAGCUUUGGCUCUGGAGGAGGACAUCACCUCCCAGAAAGUUCUAGAUAUCUUUGAACAACGGCUGGAGCAGGUUGAGAGUGGCCUCCAUCGGGCCCUACGGCUACAGCGUUUCUUCCAGCAGGCACACGAAUGGGUAGAUGAGGGCUCUGCUCGCCUGGCAGGAGCUGGGCCUGGUCGUGAAGCUGUGCUGGCAGCCCUGGCCCUGCGGAGGGCCCCAGAGCCCAGUGCAGGCACCUUCCAAGAGAUGCGAGCCCUGGCCCUGGACUUGGGCAGCCCCUCAGCCCUUCGAGAGUGGGGCCGAUGUCGGGCACGCUGCCAGGAGCUGGAAAGAAGGAUUCAGCAGCAGCUGGGAGAGGAGGCCAGUCCUAGAAGCCACCGACGACGUCGGGCAGACAGUGCCAGCAGCGCAGGGGUCCAGCACGGAGCCCAUAGUCCUUCAUCCAGUCUCAGUUCCCUGCUGAUUCCCAGCAGCCCUGGGCCACGGGCAGCCCCAUCACAUUGCUCUCUGACCCCAUGCGGGGAGGAUUAUGAGGAAGAAGGCCUUGAGCUAGCUCCAGAAGCAAAUGGAAGACCCCCAAGAGCUGUGCUGAUCCGAGGACUGGAGGUCACCAGUACUGAAGUGGUAGACAGGACAUGUUCACCCCGAGAACACGUGCUAUUGGGCCGGGCUGGAGGGCCAGAUGGACCCUGGGGAAUAGGUACUCCUCGAAUGGAACGCAAACGAAGCAUCAGUGCCCAGCAGCGUCUAGUGUCUGAACUGAUUGCCUGUGAGCAGGAAUACGUAACUACCCUGAAUGAGCCAGUGCCACCGCCUGGGCCUGAGCUAACUCCUGAGCUUCGAUGCACCUGGGCUGCAGCCUUGAGUGUCCGAGAGAGGCUUCGCAGCUUCCAUGGGACACACUUUCUACAAGAGCUUCAGGGCUGCACCGCCCACCCUCUGCGCAUUGGGGCCUGCUUCCUUCGCCAUGGGGACCAGUUCAACCUCUAUGCACAGUUUGUGAAGCACAGGCAUAAACUGGAGAGUGGUCUGGCUGCUCUCGCCCCCUCAGUCAAGGGUUCCAUGGAGAGCAGCCCUUGCUUGUCCCGGGCCCUGCAGCAGCCACUGGAACAGCUGGCUCGGUAUGGACAGCUCCUGGAGGAGCUCCUAAGGGAAGCUGGGCCUGAGCUAAGCUCUGAACGCCAGGCCCUCAAGGCUGCUAUACAGUUGCUCCAGGAACAAGAGGCCCGAGGCAGAGAUCUGCUCGCUGUGGAAGCUGUUCGAGGCUGUGAGAUAGAUUUAAAGGAACAGGGACAGCUCUUGCAUCGGGACCCAUUCACUGUCAUCUGUGGCCGGAAAAAGUGCCUUCGCCAUGUCUUUCUCUUUGAGGACCUGCUCUUAUUCAGCAAGUUCAAGGGUUCUGAAGGAGGAUCCGAGACCUUCGUUUACAAGCAAGCUUUCAAGACGGCUGACAUGGGGCUGACGGAAAACAUCGGGGACAGUGGACUCUGUUUUGAACUGUGGUUUCGGCGACGGCGUACACGGGAAGCAUACACUUUACAGGCUACUUCACCAGAGACCAAACUCAAGUGGACAAGUUCUAUUGCCCAGCUGCUGUGGAGACAGGCAGCCCACAACAAGGAACUCCGAGUGCAGCAGAUGGUUUCCAUGGGCAUUGGGAAUAAACCUUUCCUGGACAUUAAAGCCCUUGGGGAACGGACACUGAGUGCCCUGCUCACUGGAAGAGCCGCCCGCACCCGGGCCUCCGUAGCCGUGUCAUCCUUUGAGCAUGCUGGCCCGUCCCUUCCCGGCCUCUCACCGGGAGCCUGCUCCCUGCCUGCCCGCGUCGAGGAGGAGGCCUGGGAUCUGGACGUCAAGCAGAUUUCCCUGGCUUCCCCUCCAGCCUCAGAAACACUUGACUCUUCUGGAGAUGUGUCCCCAGGACCACGAAACAGCCCCAGUCUGCAGCCCCCCAACCCUGGGAGCAGUACUCCCACCCUGACCAGUGGAGGGAUCUUAGGGCUCUCCCGGCAGGCCUGGCUGAGAGGCAUCAAGAGUCAUUCCCGAGCCCUGAGUGACCCCAGCACGCCUCUGUGAGCUAGAGAAGAUCCAGAUCUGCAGCCCCUUCUCAGCCCAGCCCAUUUUUGGCUGGGAUGCCAAUGGGACGUAAUGGAGGACCUAAGCUCUCCCUCCCUCUGCUUCCUGGACAGAGAGGAGGGCAGGGACCAGAGUGUCCCCUGCCACCGCUGUCUAGCCCUGCUUGGUGCCUUUUGCCGCAGGAACCAGAGUGGCCCUGUUUGCUUGCUUUUAUGCCCUGGGGACAGGGAAAUAUCCCUCUUGCUGUGUUACUGCACACCUCCGGACACUGCUCUGCUGACAGCCCACUGCUAUUCUCAUCCCUACUCUCCCAGAAGAUUCAUCUCUGCCAGGUCGAAUGGAAUCCCAUUCUGGGGUAUCAUGGGAAAUGAAGUGCUCUAAGCCAUUGAAGGGGAUGGGAUGGGCACUGCAGACUUUAUAUGUAAUUACUGUUAUUAUACUAUUGUUACAUUAAAUGUAUUUACUCUCA